CAGAAGUUCAGCAAGGGGACAGCAACACUUGAAGGUGACUAAGUUAUUUUGGACUUGGUGGUUUUGAAAGUUGCCACUGGUUUUGCUUGCAAUAUGUUCAAUGGAUCGUAUCUAACUGGUUAUGUUGUUAGAGUUAGCCUAACCCACUCUAUAAAUAUUUCUAGGUUAAUCCAGGUCACUCAACUGAUGGUAUGCUGUAUUUUAUUUGCUCUCUUCAUGUGAUCGGAGCAGUUCUGCUUGUUUUUGUGAGAUGUAAACCAGUUUAUGAUCAAAAUAAGUAUGUUUAUGGACUGGUUACAGUUGAAGUACUUAUGGUUUGGUUGGAAAACAUUUCUGGUUGUCCCCAGUAUAACUUACAUUUAGUCUCAACAAACUUUAACCAUAAUGCUACCAUGCAUCAGGGUGCAGUGCCUCCACAUGAACCGAAUGACAUGCUGUUCUGGACCUUCUGGAGAGUCUGUUUAUUUUAAAGGUGUGUGUGUUUGGAGUCAAGAGGUCAUGCUUUUCGAGGCUUUCAUCCUUGACUCCACCUAGACACACAAACAGGCCUGUUUAACUAGCGCUGGACUGUCUUACUGAACUGUCUAGAUUCUUCUUUAAAGACCUUUUAUAUGUCUUUGUUAGGUAGUCUACAUCCACUGGACUCAAACUGUUUCUUGUGCAGCUAUGUAUUGCUGUCAUUUCCCAGAAUUCCUUGUGCUGGCAAACAUGUGUAGUUCCCAUCUGUUGUGUGGCAUCUGCUCAUCUCUCAAGCCUCGAGGCUUCUCCUGACAUACAAUUUUUGUGUGUGUGUUGCAGUUGAAAUAUGACCGAUUGAAUGCGUAGAUACACCAAGGACAAAUCAUUUAUCUGGAGUUACUGGUUGAAGAGAUGUGAUCCCACAUUGCUUGGAUAAGCUUGCAGAUCAUAGAAUUGUUCUGUGGUGGCCUGCUAAAAUUCACAUUGACCACAAAAUGAGUUGGCAUAGGCAUGAAUUGGAGAGGAUUAUUGGCCGGAUCACCACAAAGUUGUUCGCCCGUGUUGUAAAAGCUGCUUUAUUUGAUCCAGACAAGUCCCACUUGUAACCCUGCUCAACCUCUUACAGUAAGCUAGAUUGUAAACAGGAAUUCACCAGUGGUGGACUCAUGCGUGACUUGCGAGAGAUGCUCAGUCUAGGCAGAAGCCUUGUGAGAGUCAUAUGAUGCAUCUUAAGGGCUCUCUCUCCCUCUCCCUCCGUUGCUCAGAGGCUCAGGUUAAUGUAUAAUAACAGGACUUGGGCUAGCCCAACAAUUUAUUCCAGGAAUGGAUUCUACAAAGGGUAAUGCUUGGUACAACUUGCCAUCAUAGAUACAGUAAAAUUGAGCUUUUUAGCAUCUUGUUUCUUAAGUUUUGUUGAAGAUGGUUACAUAAUUCUAAAUUCAUCACGUGGCUGCCCAUGUCAUUUGGAGUUCACCCAAUGUUUUAUUUUGUACUUUGCCAUGUCAUGGUUUGGUUUGGUGUUUGGUGUCAUGUUAAAGCACAGCACUGUGUUCGGAGUGGCUCAAUCACAGUAAAUGCUGCUCCAUCUCUGCAAGCGCUGUGAGAUUGACAUGCAUUUAUUUGAAAAAGGAACACGUGCCAAACUUGUAAUGAGAAGGAUUUACAAGCCUGUUGUCCAAAGAGAACAUUAAACAACAUGUUUUUACUCUACUCACUUUUUACUACACUCACAAAUGUAACUUUACUUUCCUUUUAAUACUUAAAGCACUCUUUAAGUACUUUGAUACUGCAGCAAAAGCUACUAGCCUAACUAAUAAAGUUCAAACAUUAUUAAAGGCAAGUGAACAGUCAGUAAAAAAUAAGAUACAAUACACUAAUUACAGACAUAGAUAAACACAAUAUAACAAAGUUACAAAUAAAGUAAGGUCUAACUGUAGUGUAUUCAGGUACAGACAUGUAAUAAUUAGGCCUAAAUGUAAAAAACAGUGUUCACUGUAUAAAUUAUAGAUUAAUCUUUGUUAAAGCUGCGUUUUGUUGUUUGAUCAACAUUAAUGACUUAGAAGCAGGUAUAGGUUGCUGUCACUUUAAGACCGAAUGCAUGGAUCCAAUAUAAUGAUAUGCAUUAAUUGUUUACGUUCACUUAAGGCAUAGCUAACUCUGUUAACGAGAAUAAUUGCGAGACUGGUAUUUUGACAUAAUUUUGUGUGUAUGUGUCCGUUCAAGCGCAUGGAGAUGCGAAAGAGGAAUCAAUUUGCUGUGUCACACCUCUCUGUGUGUACACAGAUAACAGUGCGCAAGAACUGAAUUGAUGGUGAAACUUAGCAAUUAAUCUGCGAAACUUAUGCAUGCUGAACCGUCUGGCCUGGCCCAUACGGAUCACAGAUCAACUACGAUCUGUUUGACCCUAGCUAUGUCGAUUAGCAUUGCUUUAUAAAUAGGCUACUUUAUUCUUAUGAAAAUAACAAAAGAUUCGUAAAGCUUUGAAGCAGUGUUUUGAAAUCGGCCAUCACUAGAUAUGGUUGAAAAGUCAUUAUUUUGGUUUUUUUGGUGCACACAAAUUAUUCUUUAUAACAUUAAAGUUAAACCACUGUAGUCACAUGAACUGUUUUAAAUUUGUCUUUAGUAGCUUUCUGGGCAUUGAAAGUGUUAAUUAUCUUGCUGUCAAUGGAGGCCUCACUGAGCCAUCGGAUUUUAUCAAAAAUAUCUUAAUUUGUGUUCCGAAGAUGAAUGAAGGUCUUACGGGUGUGGAACGACAUGAGGGUGAGUUAUUAAUGACAGAAUUUUAAUUUUUGGGUGAACUAACCCUUUAAUACUGUAAUUUUGUUUUCUGCUCAGAGUUUAUAGCCUAAAGUGAAUCCGUAAUAAUAACAUAACGGGAUAUUAGAGAGAAUAGUUAAAAAUAAAUAAAAGUAAAUAUUAUGUGGUAGAAUCAUCUGUAUUUUGACUUCACUGGAAGGCUUUUGGCUAAGAUCUUUAUAGACACAGUCGUAACAGUAAUCUUACUGAUGAGCAAGUGAACAAUCAUCUAUAACUCUAUCUGUUCAGCAGACGACUUCAGUACUCGGGUUGUGCUUAAUAUGUACAUCAGCUUGAGGCUUAAAGUUCCUAAGGCUGUUCUGAUCCCAGCCUCUGUGUGUGAGGACACUAUAUAAACACAUCUCAGUAAAUGGCACACUGCUUUUCUCAUUCAUAGCCGAGUUGAAACAAGAGCCCAUGGAAAUAUGAGUGUUCGGUUUAUCCUUCCCUGUUAUCAUUCAAACAGAACACAGUAUGCAGAAAGCAUGGCUCUGUCCAGACAGUAUCUCUGCAGACAAGAACAGAUGAUGUCUAGUGUGUCAUCUAUUGUGAUACUGCAUGCAUUUGUUCAGAAUUGCUUUGAAUUUGGUGCCAGGAUUGCUGGUACAACACUGAAUGGUUCUGAAAUUUCCUUUAUAUUUCAUCUUCCUAGUACAUUUUAAAGUAAAUUUUAACUCUUAAAAUCUGGAAAUUAGAUUUUUUUUUUUUUCUAUAACACUCCCUGUUAUGAUGUAUGAGGAUGCUAUAAUUGGCAUAUUUCAAAUGAAAAUCAAUUCAUAUGAUCAUUUGCAAACAGUGGAGUGGUGUUUAAGCUGUGAAUUAAGUAUACAGUUGAAGAGCCCCUCUGAAUUUCACAUGCCUUUUUUACUUCACUUGUUCACAAGUGUUUUCCAGCUGAAGAAAUUCUAGUCCACUAGUAAUUGUCUUAUGAUAUCUCUGCAGCACAUGACUGUGCUGAUUUUUAGGAUUUUUUUUUUUUAUAAAAUAAUCAGCCAUUUUUGGGAUGUCAUAUAACCAACAAAGAGCGUAUUGAGCCAGCACAAUGAGGCAGGAUUAUCUUCAUACAGGCUGUGCUCCUGGCCUAUCCUAUCUCCUGAAGGGUUCAGAGGUCACUCUACUCUCAUGUUUAUAAACACCGUGUUGUUGAGGGGAAGGAUCAUAAUUAUACUAUGUUUUGACCAUCUUCACGCUUCAAUACAAGUUCACACGCUUCAACAGGCUGGAGCGCAGGCUGCCAGGUUUCUAAGCGAGGAGAUAAUGAGAGUUCACACACAUACCAGAUUCUGCUUUCUCUGCGUGCUGACCCUGUUGUACCAUCAGUGCAGUCACUGCCAUGAAGGAGGGUCCCACCAUCACCACGGGCACAACCACGCUGACCAUGACCAUGACCAUGACCAUGUCCACAAUGACCUUCAGAUUUCAGAAUUGUCCUGCGAUAGUUUAUCGGACCGGUUAGUACACGGCAGCCACAGUGAACCUGCAGAGAACGAGCAACGUUACUACAUUCACCAGUUGUUCUGUCGGUAUGGCCAGAAAGAUCGUCUGGAUUUUAAAGGCUUCCAGAGUUUGCUGUUGAGUUUAGGGCUGGGCGAGGUGCGGGUGGUUGGGCUGGAGCACGAGGAUCUUGGCCACGAUCACGUGGCACACUUGGAUAUUCUAGAGGUUCAGGAAGGACGGCAUUCACAUUCGGCUGGCCAUCCGCACCCUCACCAGAAGACCCACAUCUCCCACAAGAACCACCACGAGAAUGAAGAACACGGCCCUGCCGAGGAGCUACCAUGCAGCAAAACACUUGGCACCAGAGCCGAGAGCACUACUCACAGUGGAUCUGAGAAACAUGACCAUGAGAAAGACAGUGAUCAUGAACACAUCCACAGACAUGUCACGGACAGUCCUCAAACUCAAGAUCAUGAUGAUGACCACGCACAUUCACACACGCACAGUCAAAAACAAGAAAGUGGUGUGCCACAACAACUGGAACAUGAUCAUGAUCAUGACCAUGACCAUCACAAUCAUGACCAAAUGAGUAGUGAACAUACACAAGAAAAUAAUGAUCUCAGUGACCAAAGCCACCAUCAUCAUGAGCACCAUCACCACAAGCACCCCUACCCUCAUCUCCAUGGUCUAGACAGCGUGGAGCACACCUCAGCAACGCCUCAGCUCACACCCAGAAUCCAGCCUUCUGCACCAACUGAGCUACCCACCACACAACCCAGAAGAAACAGGAGACCACCUAAAGUCAGAGCCCAUCGAGGCCGCAACAAGACCAGCAUCACUGUUACUCAGGCCGUCGAGCUGGAGACCAUCGGAGCUGACCAUGAGCACAGUGGCCAGGAUCACGGUCCUAUUCAGCCGCAGAGGGACAGGAGAGAGGUCCCAGGAGAAGAUCUGUCUGUGAAAUCACAUGCACAUGGUGUUUUUCACCAACACGAGGAGUGUCUGAAUUUAACAGAGCUGCUACACCAGUAUGGAUUGAGCUCAGAUUCUCUCAUAUCUCCAGUGCAGUUCACCUAUUUAUGUCCAGCUCUGCUCUACCAGAUAGACAGACGCUUCUGCAUCCUUCAUUAUCACCAUGUUGAGUCUGAGGCACAAGAUGCAACAUCUUCAGUGUUGGUCUGGACGUGGGGCUUUGUGUCUAUCACCAUCAUCAGUUUGCUGUCUCUGCUGGGUGUUGUUCUGGUGCCCAUCCUCAACCAGUCCUGCUUCAAGUUUCUCUUGACCUUCCUGGUGGCACUGGCAGUGGGAACCCUCAGUGGUGACGCCUUACUGCAUCUACUCCCUCACUCUCAAGGAGGCCAUAAUCACAGUCAUGAAGGACACACAGAGGAGGAACCUGUAGAGGACUUUCUGACAAAGUUUGACGGAGUUUGGAAAGGACUGACUGCACUAGCAGGAAUCUACCUCCUCUUCAUCAUUGAACAUUGCAUUGGCAUGUUCAAACACUACAGCGACCAAAGGGGAAGCCUCUGCCAGAAAAAGAAAAAAAGAGAGCAGGCAGAGAUCGGGAGAAAAUUGUCAGACCACAAACUCAACAGGCGUUCAGAUGCUGAGUGGCUCCAUCUGAAGCCUCUAGCAGAGGGAGAAGGUACAACGUGUGAAGCUGGACACAAUGACACACAGAUGACGGAGUUGCAGCCUCUGGAUUCACCCAGCAAGAUGCCUCUAGCCAUCUCUGAUUCGGAUCACCCCUAUAAGGGGGCUGUAAAAACAGAAGAGGACAGUGGGCCAAAGGCCAAGUCAAAAAAGCAUGGACAUGGACAUGGCCAUGGUCACUCCCACCAUGGACACUGUCACUCUGACCAGGAAAUGAAAGAUGCAGGGAUUGCCAGCAUAGCAUGGAUGGUCAUUAUGGGAGAUGGCAUGCAUAACUUUAGUGAUGGACUCGCUAUAGGUGCUGCUUUCAGUGCUAAUAUUACAGGUGGCAUUAGUACUUCAGUAGCUGUGUUCUGUCACGAACUGCCCCACGAACUAGGUGACUUUGCUGUUUUAUUGAAGGCUGGGAUGUCAGUGAAGCAAGCUAUUGUGUACAACGUCCUCUCUGCCUUGAUGGCUUAUGCUGGAAUGGUGAUAGGCACGGCCGUGGGACAGUACACGCACAACGUCACCAGCUGGAUCUUUGCUGUUACUGCUGGCAUGUUUCUCUAUGUGGCAUUAGUGGAUAUGUUGCCAGAGAUGCUUCAUGGUGACAGCGAGGAGCACAAACGCUGUGAGAUGGGUCACUUCGUCCUCCAGAACUUUGGCAUGCUCACGGGAUUCGGCAUCAUGCUGCUGAUCGCCAUCUUCGAGGAUCACAUUGUGAUUGAUUUUGGCUUCUAGCUGGAGACUGUGAUGGGGGGCGUCAUUCAGCUACAUUCACACAUGUGCUUUGCCCUAAAGUGGCUUUGUGGUACAGUCUUGCAAGCAUGUCUCAGAAGACAGCAUCAGUAGCUUACAAUGGACAUGGACAUGCAAAAAAACAUGUUUACAUUUCAUCUUCUCAUCUCCUCCUCUCUAGGCCACUCAAAAUGGUUACUUGUCAUCUUCAAGCUCUUUUGUAGAUGUAGCUUCUGGUUCCAUUCUUUUUUUUUUUUUUUUUUUUUUUUUUUUUUUUUUUUUUUUGAGUAUGUAUGUCCAGUCAGACAUCCACAGCACACAAGAAGCACUCCCCAGUAUUUGGGUUAUCCCUUUAAUAUUGUAGUGUUUUUUUGUUUUUGUUUUAUUUUUAGGAUUGUGUCCUAGAGAGAAGCAGCUAUUCAUCAGUCACCCAUUCAGUGUCAUGUUUAGCUCUUUCAUUCAUUUGUAUUGUAACUCAUAGUCCAUUCAUCUGUAACUGGCGUGUUGUGCUGUGUAUGUCUAGUGUGUCACACCAUUGCCGUGUCAGGCACUAAAAUGGUGCAACUGGCAUCAACUCUGCAGAUUUUUUUUUUUUUUUUUUUUUUUUUUAAUUUAUUGAGAAGUACUGGUAAGUAUUGUGUGCCAGGAUCAUGAGAAACACACAUGAUGUUCUUUAAAGAGCUCUUUUCUUUACUGGUUUACACUUUGCUGUCAGCAUUGGCUACCUGUUUGUUUCUUACACUAUAUUUACUGUUCAUAGUGAUGGGAGUGUCCUCAGUCUUAGAAUUUCAUUUGCUUGAUUUUUCUUUUUUUUCUUUUUUUUUUUAUAUUAUUAUUAUUUUCUGUUUUUAUUGGCUAAGAUUGUACUAGUGUUUUGGCCAACUUUGAGUAUUUGAAGAAAAAGGUAUGCAGUAGUGUUAUGAAUAACCUCUGAUGCAGUGCUGCCGAAAGACCAAUUGCAUUCGUAAGGUCAGAUGAAUAGUGACUGAACAAGUCCAGUAUUAAAGCUAAUGCUAAAGCACUGUGAUUUUUAAAUGAAGAACAACUAGCUAAGCAUAUCUGUACAUCAAGGAAUACAUAUAUUUUUCUUUGGGGAGUCUAUUUGUUCAUCGAAGUUAUCAUGUUCUAGACUACUUUCUGAAUAUGAAUACAAGUUGAUUUUCAUAUCCAAGUGUCGUAAAUCUUGUUGUUCAUGAAAUAAUUAUGUUCCCCAAAGGAGAUUUGCUACUGAAGACUCAUUUUUGUUGGCAUUUUGAAACGUCUUUGUUACUUUUUUAUUUUAAUUAUAGGACAUGUUUGGUAUUACUGGAUAGUUUGUGUGAAGAAAAAAAAAAAAAGAAUAUUUUGUGAGAAAUCAGCACCUUUUAUUCACCGACCAUCUAAAAACUUACUUUGCCUACAAAGUUUGGGAGAAUCAUUCCUUUUUUUUAACGUAAAAAUUAAGAAAGGUUUUUUUUGACAAUCUUAAACACAUUGUUGACACCCUUCCAUUAAUGAGUUAAUGCACACAUUUCAAUUAUUGGCCUUAUGUGCACCUGUAUGAAAGUCUGACUACAAUCAAAUCUAUAGAACAUCUGUUAAUCUGUCCCCCUGUUGAUGUAAUUUUUGUUUAAUGAGUGUGCAACAUUUUGAUUGUGCCAAAUAUGGGCACAAGCGCUGCCUGUACCCACAGUCGCCUCUACACAUUCCACUUGCUGUGUUCGCUGCUUGAAUCCUCUAUCGAGUUGGUGGGGCAUGUUAUGUGAUUCAUGCUUAACCUGUCACCAUGUGACAUCCAUUUAUUUGUUCUCGUGGGUGUGCAUCAUUAUUAAUUGCAUUCAUCAAAUGUACUUGAUUGGACAGAAACAUGCAUGAAGGAAACUGUCUAGUUGUGUUUCAUUUCUUUUAUGAAAUGGAGAGAUGAGAACAUGUACUGUUGAUUUUCCUCUUUCCCUGAAGUACUUCAUUUUUACAGCUUGAAUGUAAAGCCAAUGAGUUUGGGGGUCAUGUGAGCAAACCUAAUCACAGUCUUCAGAGAUUAGGUCUAAAUCCUGUGUAUGUGUCUGUAAAAUGAAGUUGUCCAUUUUGUUAAACCGUAACAUUUGAGUAAAAGCUGUAAAGCUCAAAUGAAACACCUUGAUUACGUGGUGCAAAGAAAUAAACUUGAUGAUAAAAAAUAAAAAAUGACACACACCAAUUUUCUUCAUGCUUUACAUUGUAUUCCAACAAAGGACCAUCCAGAUAUUUACUUACAUUUUAGUAUUGUCAAUUUUGGCAGGACAUUUUUUUUUUUUUUGUAAAAAAUCUCAGCUUGGAUGUUGUCAAUACAUUUGCCAUUCUUGCUGAUUGUCUGUGCAUUUCUUUGUCAGAAGUGGAAAAUAAAGUUUGCAAAGCCUA
Ctenopharyngodon idella (grass carp) is the source of this 8943-nucleotide messenger RNA. It is a transcript of the gene slc39a10, whose product is annotated as solute carrier family 39 member 10. Gene Ontology annotation, cellular component: membrane. The coding region runs from base 3877 to 6570 and encodes 897 amino acids. The transcript is spliced from 10 exons. Gene Ontology annotation, molecular function: zinc ion transmembrane transporter activity. NCBI's taxonomy places the organism in Eukaryota, Metazoa, Chordata, Actinopteri, Cypriniformes, Xenocyprididae. Gene Ontology annotation, biological process: positive regulation of B cell receptor signaling pathway; intracellular zinc ion homeostasis; zinc ion import across plasma membrane. The record is from RefSeq and is a predicted model, not a curated record.